AUGGCGGCGGCGGGCGGGGGCGGCGCCGCGGUGUCGGUGUUGGCGCCCAGCGGGCGGCGGGUCACGGUGCGGGUGGGGCCCGGCACGGUCCUGCUCCAGGUCCUCGAGGAGGUCUGCAGGAAGCAGGGUGGCAGCCCUGGCGAGUACGGCCUCAAGUUUCAGAGAAAUGUUUUGGACCUGUCUUUGCAGUGGAGAUUUGCUAGGCUGCCCAACAAUGCCAAACUGGAGAUGGUACCGGUCUCCAACAGAGCAGGAGCUGGAGCCACGGUUCGGAUAGCAUUACAACUCGAUGAUGGCUCCCGUUUGCAAGACACCUUCCUCUGCCAACAGACCUUGUGGGAACUUCUCAAUCAUUUUGCAAAGAUCAGGGAGUUGAUGGAACAGCAUGGUGAAUUGUCUCCAGUCUGUAUUUACAUGCGAGAUGAGAUAUCAGGAAAAGAUGCCCUGGAGAAGACAACACUGAAAUCACUUGGCCUGAUUGGAGGCAAUGCCAUUGUCAGAGUUGUCAUGAAGAAAUGCAGUUCAUCUGGUGGGGAGGAAGUUGUGGGUGCCACGGUGCCUUGUAAUGAGCCAACAGUGAGGCCAGGCUCUAUGGAAGAAGCAGUGAAUGUGCCUCUACCUCAAGCAAACACAUUUCCAAAGGACUUGGAGCACAGGGAUGUGGCAGUAUCUUUAAGCAGCUGCACACACAAGCAAGACUCAAUUAAAGAUUCUGAUGCUAGCUUGGAGGAGCUGUGGCACUCCCCAGAGCCUGAGCCUACCCCAUUUGUCCCUUUUUCUGAAGAUGGAAAGCAUCUAGGGGACUCUCCUGUAGCUGUACCACCUUCAAAGCUGCCAACAACUUUUUCCAGCCCUGGAGGCCCUUCUAAGCCAAAGAAGUCUAAGAGCAGCCAAGAACUGCGAAAGGAGCAAGAACAGCUUGUAGAACGUGAGCCUCUUAUAUGUCACCUAGACCUACUGGAACAACUUCCUGAUGGCCCAGAAGAGCUUCCUGAUGAAUUUUUUGAAGUCACAGUGGAUGAUGUACGGAAACGUUUGGCACAGCUGCAGAAUGAGAGGAAACGCCUGGAAGAAGCUCCACUGAUGACAAAGGCUUUGAGGGAGUCCCAGCUGAAGGAGAAGUUGGUGCGUUACCCAAAGGUGGUGUUGAGAGUUUGUUUUCCAGACCGCCAUGUUCUACAGGGAUUCUUCCAUCCCACUGAAACUGUUGGCAUUUUGAGAGACUUUGUGAGAAGCCACCUUGCCGAUGCAGAGUUGCCAUUUUACUUGUUUGUUGCACCUCCCAGAGUCAUCUUGAACGAUGAAAGUCUGACGCUGUUUGAGAUGUUUUUACAAGAACCCUAUGCAGUGAAGAACUGCUCUUCUAGAAACGUUGGCAGAUGCGUUAGAACAGCAGACAUUAGAACAGCUGACUUGAGGAUACAGUUUUCAGCAGUGGAAAUGGUUGUGGACGUGGAUCCUGAAACUAUGAACUAUGGUUAUUUGAUGACCUGUGAGUAAAUAGGGUAGAGGUUUAUACUGGGGCACAGUCUGUCUAUGUGUUUGUUGGUUGAGUGAGUCUGUCUAGCUCUUGGUCUGUGUUUCUCACUCUCUUUCUCUCUUUGUGCCUCACACAGGCCCUGCCAUGAAUUUUCUCUGACCCCUUGGGGCCAUUCCCGCAUAAGGCUUUGAUGUGUGUGCCCAGAGCUUGAUUGACAAGGAAGUUUCAGUGGCAGCAGCAGGGAAACGAAGAGAAAAGGGCAGGGCUUUGAACUAAAGGGCUUUGAGUUCUGAGUUUCUGUGCUUACUUAUCUCCUUCAGAAUGUUAAUUAUUUACCAAGAUAAUUGGUCGGGAGGCAAAAAAAAGAGAGGGGAGGUUAUUAAAAAAUUCCAACACUAACACACUACAAAAACCUCAUUUUCCAACUUGCAGCUGGCAUGAAAAGGAUGUUGUGUGUAAAAGGGCUUGAGUGUAUGUGUGUUGGGGGGGCCUUUUUUAAGGCACCCAUUUCCUAAAUAGACGAAGCUGUAGAAACAUCAAAGCUCUUGUAAGAGUUUUUUCUGGGGUUUCUAAACCAUGUCUGGUACUUUGUAAUUAAAAAAGUUUAUGGAGAGCUGUCUUUGUGACUGGAACAGGCAACCUUAGGCCCUGUUGAUUGAGGAAUGAAAUGUUAAAAGACCUACUAAAUAAUUAUUUUUGCUAAAAUGUCAGUUCAAAGAUGUGAAUUCGCCUGGAUGCUUUAGCAGAAGCUGAGUCUUGGGGUAGAGUGGUAAAAAUCUCCUGUUUCAGCUUAGCGUGAUGUUGACUGUGCUGCAUGACACAGUCUAUUAUGGCCUCUAGAUUAAUGUCAAAAAAAGUGUAAUACCAUAUGCUCAUCUGAAGCUUGUAGGCAGGAAGAGAGGUGAAGCUCUUUCAUUUUGUCUUCAGUUAAUACAGUUUUAUUAGUCUCCAUAUUAGGCAGCAGUCCACAGCCUCCUCAGUGAAGAUCAGGGUUCUGUUGAGUUCUGGUAAUUGCUGUGCUGGAUUGGGUCCAAGGACCAUCAUUCCAGUAUCCAGCUUGGGCUGAUGGUGGCAACAGAAGCUCAGGAAAACUCCAGAGCAGUCAGUCUGCCCUGCACAGUUCCCAAGUACAUAUCAGUGAUACCAAGUGGGGCAGUGACUUGCUUUUAUCUGGUUAUUUAUUUGUUGGAUCAGUGUGACAAGUUUAGUGUUACUGAUUUGCCAGGGUAAAUGUAGACCAUUAAUUAACAUUUGGCUGUACAGUUUCUGGCUAUAGCAGUACUUGCCUCUUUCACACCAUGAUGUUUUGGUUUCUUUACCUGUCUCUUAGUACAAAGCCUAACAGAAUUAUUUCAGCUAGUUACUCUUUAUGUGGCAUUAUACUGGCAUAUAAUGCAGGUAAUCAAUAUGAUGGUUAUCUUUCCAGAAUCCUUUCUGGUACAGCUGGUUAUGCCCUAUCAUACUAAUCUUUUGCAUAUCUUACCCUUUUAAAAAUCUGAGCCUAAGCUUGUAGUAAUGUCUGUUUUUAGCAUGAAAUUUAAUAACUUUGACUCCCUUGCUCUGUGUUUCCCUUGGGAACACUUGGAUGCACCACUGGAUGUGGUGGUGUAGUGCUUUGUAAUGUACCACUGAGUUUUUCUUGGAGAUGUGGUGACACUGGGGUCCGUGGCAGAGCAACCUCCAUAGGUAGGUCCCUCCUUUAUACCUACAGGUGCAUUUGUGAUUCCUUAGCUGAACAUGGGGUAUGCGAGUCCAGUUUCACAGUUUCUCUGGUGCCCACAAAAGGACCAAAAGAUAAUGAAGGGACCUGCAUCUGACAUAUGUGGAGAGAUAGAGAGUCAAGGUUGUUCAGCCUGGA
Molecule: messenger RNA, 3338 nt
Organism: Sturnus vulgaris (Common starling)
Lineage: Eukaryota; Metazoa; Chordata; Aves; Passeriformes; Sturnidae
Source: RefSeq, a predicted model, not a curated record